Molecule: messenger RNA, 576 nt
Organism: Humulus lupulus (European hop)
Lineage: Eukaryota; Viridiplantae; Streptophyta; Magnoliopsida; Rosales; Cannabaceae
Exons: 2
Coding region: 1-576 (191 amino acids)
Source: RefSeq, a predicted model, not a curated record
AUGGCUUAUGGAUUUGAGCUAGUCUAUAAGCGCUUCAGAAAGCAAGCCCCACCUAGCUUCGAAGGGAAAGCUAACCCUAUGGUGGCAGAGGAUUGGUUGAGAUCAGUAGAGGCCAUCUUUGAUCACAUGCAGUUGAACGAUCAUCAGAGAAUUUCAUGUGUAGCCUACCUACUCAAGUUGGAUGCAAGGAUAUGGUGGGAUGUGGAAUUUGGCAAGAAAUACCACAGUGAAGCUGUAUUGGCAACCAGGGUGGACAAGUUCGUGACUUUGGUUCAGGGGAACCUCUCUAUUACUGACUAUGCACAAAAGUUUGAUAGGUUGGCUAGAUUUGCACCUAAAGUAGUACCAACCGAAGACAUGCGAUUCCAAAGGUUUAUGAGAGGACUUAAACCAAUGAUUACUAGAGAUGUCAAGAUGACCAGUGCUGAGGUGGUCAGUUAUGCUGAGGUAUUGGACAAGGCACUCGAAGCGGAAUACUUGGAGGAUCGUAUAUGGACGGACAUUGCUCCUAGAAGGGAGGCCAAUAGAAACAAGGGCUUCCAUGAAGGCAAUAAGAGGAAAGCUAAUGAAGGGUAG